Hyposmocoma kahamanoa is the source of this 622-nucleotide messenger RNA. RefSeq lists its product as uncharacterized. The transcript is spliced from 4 exons. Bases 50 to 577 code for a protein of 175 amino acids. NCBI's taxonomy places the organism in Eukaryota, Metazoa, Arthropoda, Insecta, Lepidoptera, Cosmopterigidae. The record is from RefSeq and is a predicted model, not a curated record.
GUUCGAAACAUGUCCAGCAAAAAUUCGACUUAAAUACUGUGCCGUCUGCAUGACAGUAGGCUUAAUCGGGCAGCCAGCACCUAAGAGUUUUCCAGGCACCUUCGUCUUAGCCCUCAACUGGGGCAUAGCAUAUGAACUUCCAAAUGCCACAGAAACUCUUAGCUAUUACCACAGCAAGUACAGGCUGAAAAAACCAAUGGCAAUGAGAAGGAACAGACGAGAGCUGUAUGAGAAAAUUGAAGCUCUUUUGGAUAACAUGGGUUACAAUGGCAGGCAAUGCAUUUUGAGGACACUUUGCGAAACUACACAGCGGAUGGUCCCUCAUGGCGGCAAUAUGAUUGAAGAAAUGUUUAGGACUUUGUUUACGUUUCCAAUGUCCAAAGUUCUUCCCUACGAGCCCGCCGAGCACGAAAUAUACGAUUCAGCACACCGCCUUGGCAAACUUCUGGACAGCUGUGAUCAGUAUAAGUGCCCAGUGUCACUUGUGGACUUGGCUCAAGGAUAUUAUAACGCCCCUGCACCAAAUGUCGAUACAUCUUUGAAACCUUGGGCGCUUUUCAGUAGUAAUUUUGGAUAAAAAAAAGUUCUAGCGAAUAAAGUUCUUUUAGGCUCGUUUUUUCUA